UCUCCCUCCCUCACUUAUACCCUUCCCUUUUCCGCCCCAUUGUGCUGGGCGUUUCCUGGAUGACUGAAUAUAAAUCCCUGAAUAAACAGCAGUGAGCCCUGGCACUCUUCCUCGAAGCUUCAAGUUUCUCCUUCAUCUUGACUUGCCUCCCAUUUGCAGCCAUGACAGAGUUGGAAAGAUCCAUGGAGUCCCUGAUAAUGGUGUUCCACCGCUAUGCCAAAGAAGGCGGAGACAAAAAGACCUUAAACAAGAAGGAAAUGAAAAAGCUGAUAGAGGCUGAGUUGCCCAACUUUCUGAAAACCCAGAAAGACCCUCACACUUUGGACCGCAUCAUGAAAGACCUGGACCAAAACAGGGAUGAUGAGUUGGAUUUUGAAGAGUUUGUACCGUUCGUUGCCGGCCUCUCAAUUGCGUGUGAAAAGCACUUUGCUUUGCACCAAGAUAAAAAGGGCAAGAAGUGAAAAGCCAACAUAAGAGGGAGUGGUAAAGAUUGUUUUUAUUUGUAUGAAAUAUAUAAAACACAGUUUUGUGUGAGAUUCAAAUAAUAAAAAAACAACAUGUGAUGAAAUUAAA
Cololabis saira (Pacific saury) is the source of this 573-nucleotide messenger RNA. RefSeq names its product S100 calcium binding protein A10b (gene s100a10b). Lineage: Eukaryota; Metazoa; Chordata; Actinopteri; Beloniformes; Belonidae. The coding region runs from base 162 to 461 and encodes 99 amino acids. Gene Ontology annotation, cellular component: cytoplasm. The record is from RefSeq and is a predicted model, not a curated record. Gene Ontology annotation, molecular function: calcium ion binding. The transcript has 3 exons.